Molecule: messenger RNA, 1131 nt
Organism: Eucalyptus grandis
Lineage: Eukaryota; Viridiplantae; Streptophyta; Magnoliopsida; Myrtales; Myrtaceae
Product: dihydrofolate reductase
Exons: 6
Coding region: 162-848 (228 amino acids)
Source: RefSeq, a predicted model, not a curated record
AAAAACGGGAGAUCGACAGAGACAGGGGAAGAGAGAGAAGAGAGAGAGAGAGAGAGAGAGCCCUUCGCUCGUCAAGGCGCCCUUCAAAACUGGCAGGCCUUCGCCUUUAAAUUCACGUUCGACGCCACCACCUUGAGAGCGAGAGCGAGAGAGAUAUAGAGAUGGGCAUCGAAGGAGAGGAGACGGCGGUGGAGCAGCAGCGGCGGCCCAGGAUCCUCUGCCUCCACGGCUUCCGGACCAGCGGGGAGAUCCUGAAGAAGCAGGUCCUCAAGUGGCCCGACUCCGUCCUCCGCCGCGUCGACCUCGUCUUCCCCGACGGCCCUUUCCCCGCGGAGGGCAAGUCCGACGUCGAGGGCAUCUUCGACCCUCCCUACUUCGAGUGGUUCCAGUUCAACAAGGAGUUCACGGAAUACACCAACUUCGACGAGUGCCUCUCUUACAUCGAAGAUGUCAUGAUCAAGCAAGGACCUUUCGACGGUCUCCUGGGUUUCUCACAGGGGGCGAUACUGUCGGCGGCGCUUCCGGGGCUACAAGCGAAGGGAGUGGCGCUGACCAAGGUGCCGAAGAUCAAACUCCUGAUAAUCAUCGGGGGGGCCAAAUUCAAGUCUCCAUCGGUGGCUGACAACGCGUACGCUUCUCCCAUCCAAUGCCCGUCCCUCCACUUUUUAGGAGAGACUGAUUUUUUGAAGCCGUAUGGGUUAGAACUGUUGGAGUCGUGUGCGGAUCCCAUCGUAGUUCAUCAUCCCAAAGGCCACACCAUUCCCAGGCUUGAUGAAAAGGGAUUGGAAACGGCAGAGAGGUUCCUCGACAGGAUUCGGGACGUUUUGGCAGAGGAUGAAGAACACUAGAUCGACCACCCAUUCGGCGAUAGGGCGUUUCUUUAGAGACCUAAUAAGAGUCUUGUUUGCUUUAUUUGAAUGCAUUAUAGUUUCAGCUUUCUAUUCACGAUCCAAUCUUUGGUCAUUUCAUAAGUUCUGUAUGUUUGACAUUCAAAUAUAGCUUGAUAGGUCGGAUCUAGGUUCAGACUUCAGAGCCUAAACUACAUGUAUGCAUUUCGACAGAUAUACGGUCUUGGCGUUCAGGUUCUGAACCUUGAAUGACCGAGCGAGUAAUGCUAGUUAUAAUUCUCCA